AUGGUCAAUCAUAAAAUAUCUUCAUCACCCAAGAUAAGAAUUGGAAGAGUUAGCGUAAGUGAUGGAAAAUGUAAACCUUUGUCAAUGAGAUUAUGUUUAACGACAGAAUUAUUAAAGCUUCAAAACGAGCAAAAAGAACAAUUUGAAUGUUUUGUAAAAACUCCACCGAUCGACUCGAGAGAGAGAACGGUUAAAAUAAAACGACGAAAAGAUACGGGAUUGGGUAUAAGUAUAAAAGGAGGAUCAGAACAUAAAUUACCAAUAUUAAUAUCGAAAAUUUAUCCGAAACAAGCAGCAGACGAAACGGGAGAAUUGUUUGUCGGAGAUGCAAUUAUAAAAGUGAACAAUGAAUUUUUAACAAUAUGUCCUCACGAUGAAGCACUUGAAAUUUUACAAACUGCCGGCGACGUUGUGACACUUUACGUCAAGCAUUAUAAAGCUGCGACUCCAUUUUUACAACACGCGAGUUCGAAAGAAAAUUAUUUAAAUCAUGUUGUGGAAGAACAACGAAUUGAAGAAUAUGCAGAAAGUGCAGAAUCUAUUUUUAACAUGAGAUAUAUAGAUGUUGUCACCGUACCUCUAAUGAUGGCAUACGUAACAAGAUAUAUAUUUGGGACCGAUAAGUUAAGACCAAACGCGUUUGAAGUCAGAGGGCUAAGUGGUACAUCUACCGGAAUCAUACAUUGUUCCGAUUCUGCAAAUUUAUACAGAUGGUUAAAAUACAUAACGGAUAAUAUUGUAGGACUAACUCAUUUGCAGAUGAAAUUGUACAACCGUAACUUUCCGUGCACGGAACGCAUAGAAUAUAUGGGUUGGGUAAACGAAGCAAUAACAGACGGUUCUUUAACACGACAAACUUAUAAACCAAAAUUUCUGACGCUUAAAGGAAUGGACAUUUUAAUAUUUGAAUCACCUCCCCUGAAUGUGAUUGAUUGGCUUCAAUGUGGAAUUGCAUUUAAAGUGUAUCAAACUAUGUUUAGAGUUUUGAAAGAAUCAGAGCACAAAGAUGAAAGGCAGCAUUGUUUCAUUAUUCAAACUUGUGGUCAAGAAGUUAAAUAUUUAUCAGUUGAAACAAGACAAGAAUUACUUAGAAUAGAAACUGCUUGGCAUGCUGCAGUCUGCUCCACAAUAUCUAAAAUAAGACACAAAACAUUCACUGUAAAAUGGGCUGGUCGACAAUGUGGGUUAACAUUAGAUUGGAAUUAUGGUUUCGUUUUAAGAGACAUAGAAUUAAAAGCAUUAUUAUGGAGUUAUAAAUUUUCACAAUUGAAGGGAAGCUCUGACGAUGGGAAUUGUAGAUUAAAAUUACACUUUCAAGAUUCUGAUACAAAAAUUAUAGAUACAAAGGAAAUUGAAUGUGCCUCUCUUCAAAACAUACUUUUUUGUAUGCAUGCAUUUUUAACUGCAAAAGUAGUCUCGGUUGAUCCAACUUUUCUUAGCUGCACAUAUAAAAUAUAA
Molecule: messenger RNA, 1458 nt
Organism: Pediculus humanus corporis (human body louse)
Lineage: Eukaryota; Metazoa; Arthropoda; Insecta; Psocodea; Pediculidae
Product: beta-1-syntrophin, putative
Exons: 9
Coding region: 1-1458 (485 amino acids)
Cellular component (GO): dystrophin-associated glycoprotein complex; intracellular anatomical structure
Molecular function (GO): protein binding; structural molecule activity
Source: RefSeq, a predicted model, not a curated record